UUUUUGGAGGUUGAAUUGUAACAUCACUGUAAGACAUAAUGGCUGAGAAUGACGUUGACAAUGAGCUGCUGGACUAUGAAGAGGACGACGAGCCUCAAGGAGCCCUGGAGACUACUGCCCCAGCAGGCAAGAAGGAGGUGAAGGGCUCCUAUGUCUCCAUCCACAGCUCUGGCUUCAGAGACUUCCUGCUCAAACCAGAGCUGCUCCGCGCUAUUGUCGACUGUGGCUUUGAGCAUCCAUCUGAAGUUCAACAUGAGUGCAUCCCUCAGGCCAUCCUGGGCAUGGACAUCCUGUGUCAGGCCAAGUCUGGUAUGGGCAAAACAGCAGUGUUUGUUCUUGCCACACUACAGCAGAUAGAGCCUGUGGAUGGACAGGUGUCAGUUCUGGUAAUGUGCCACACACGAGAGCUGGCCUUCCAAAUCAGCAAAGAGUACGAGCGUUUCUCCAAGUACAUGCCCACAGUCAAGGCAGCCGUGUUCUUCGGGGGCCUGUCUAUCAAGAAGGAUGAGGAUGUGCUGAAGAAGAACUGCCCUCACAUUGUGGUGGGAACCCCUGGCCGAAUCCUGGCCCUCAUCCGCAACAAGACCCUCAACCUAAAGAACGUCAAGCACUUUGUCCUGGAUGAGUGUGACAAGAUGCUGGAGCAGUUGGACAUGAGGCGUGACGUACAGGACAUCUUCAGGCUAACACCACAUGAGAAGCAGUGCAUGAUGUUCAGCGCCACCCUCAGCAAGGAGAUUCGACCGGUCUGCCGCAAGUUCAUGCAGGAUCCCAUGGAGGUGUUUGUAGAUGAUGAGACCAAGCUGACGCUGCACGGUCUGCAGCAGUACUACUGCAAGCUGAAGGACAGCGAGAAGAACCGCAAGCUCUUUGACCUGCUUGAUGUGCUGGAGUUCAACCAGGUGGUAAUCUUUGUCAAGUCAGUGCAGCGCUGUGUGGCGCUUUCUCAGCUACUGGUGGAACAGAACUUCCCUGCCAUUGCCAUCCACAGGGGCAUGGCUCAGGAGGAGAGGCUGUCCCGGUACCAGCAGUUCAAGGACUUUCAAAGGCGGAUCUUGGUGGCCACCAACCUGUUUGGCCGAGGGAUGGAUAUCGAGCGGGUCAAUAUUGUCUUCAAUUACGACAUGCCUGAGGACUCGGACACCUACUUACACAGGGUGGCCCGUGCUGGGCGGUUUGGAACCAAGGGUCUGGCUGUGACCUUUGUGUCAGACGAGACCGAUGCCAAGACUUUGAAUGACGUGCAGGACCGCUUUGAGGUCAAUGUGGCCGAGCUGCCAGAAGAGAUCGACAUCUCCACUUACAUUGAGCAGUCCAGAUGAGUCCUCCAUCCCAGAAGAAAUGUCCCCUAACCCUGAAUCUGUCCUUGUUUGGAUGAAAAACCUUCCUCGCUGUUUCAUUUUAAAGCUCUGUUCCUUGACUGUUCACCAAAUGUAUUUUUAUUUUAAUGUAUCAUUGGGGGUUGUCUGGUUUUAAUUUUGUUGUGGUUUGCUUUUGGUCAAUGAAAUUAACUUUUUAUAAAAUUCCAGUUUCUUGUCUAAUUUGACAGGUUACAUGUUACUUACAAUGGUGUGCGUAUUAUGAAAUUCUUCAAGUGACUUUUUUGCUAGUUAAUUGGGACCAUCAAUUCCCCAUUCAGAUUGAUUUAAUGCAAGCUUACAAACGUUGGGCCAAAUCUAAAAUGCAACAUCAGGAAAGUGUAUAAAGGGCUUCUUCGAAGUUACUUUACUUUAAGUCCCAAGCAUGUGGUGGUUGCAUGUUGGCUCGCUGGGAAAUCUAGGCACAACUUCAUUCUUUGUAAGGGCUUGUAAAAGGAGGGACCAUCACGGCUUAUUUGGAAGAACCAUAGUGUCUGCUGGUGCAUGAUUGACCCCAGUGAUCAUGGCUCUAUUAAUGGGAGCGGGGCAUCUGCGGCAUCCUUCCAUUGCGUAACCGCAUAUCUGCCUAAUGGUACAAUUAUUUAUACAGGAAUCAAACGGUUAUAAGCGUUUGCUGUCAAAUAAAACAACCUAUUAAUGCUAA
Molecule: messenger RNA, 2022 nt
Organism: Salvelinus namaycush (lake trout)
Lineage: Eukaryota; Metazoa; Chordata; Actinopteri; Salmoniformes; Salmonidae
Product: ATP-dependent RNA helicase DDX39A-like
Exons: 10
Coding region: 39-1322 (427 amino acids)
Biological process (GO): mRNA export from nucleus; mRNA splicing, via spliceosome
Molecular function (GO): RNA helicase activity; ATP binding; RNA binding
Source: RefSeq, a predicted model, not a curated record